AUGGGGCAACCAAAGGGGAAGCGUCCUGAUGAUCACCCAAGAUAUCGCUGGAAAGUUGAAGUCCACAAAGAUCUAGGGCCCUCCAAUUGGCAAGAAACAGCCCGAAAUAGAGCAGUGGCGUCUUUUAGUGUCAAGAUCCUCGUUGGGUCGCUGAGCCAGCGAAGUAAAUAUGAAAGGUCCGCCAAUCCGCAGUGGGGUCGCGUGGUGGACUAUCAUCUAAUAGGUCAGAUUCUUCUUUCGGUCAGAGCCAAGGACCAGGUUUUGAGGAAGCAAAUAAAUUCAGUUUUAUCCGUGUAUGCAGUCAAAAUAUUCUUACAGAACCACGUUCUUCCUGCUCUUCUACAAACUUUAGACCAGGAUGAGAGA
This is a messenger RNA of Iphiclides podalirius (scarce swallowtail), 366 nucleotides long. The record is from the annotation of a GenBank genome assembly. NCBI's taxonomy places the organism in Eukaryota, Metazoa, Arthropoda, Insecta, Lepidoptera, Papilionidae.